UCCCGCCGGCGCCCGCCGCUCCCGGGGCUCGGCGCGGGCCUGGGGAAUCGGGAGCCCGCUGCCGGGGUCGCAGUAUGGGGCGUUUUCGCGGGGGUCUGCGGUGCAUCAAGUAUCUGCUGCUCGGCUUCAACCUGCUGUUCUGGCUGGCCGGAUCAGCCGUCAUUGCUUUUGGACUAUGGUUUCGAUUCGGAGGCACCAUAAAGGAUUUAUCGUCAGAGGACAAGUCCCCAGAGUAUUUCUAUGUAGGGCUCUAUGUGUUGGUUGGAGCUGGGGCCCUGAUGAUGGCCGUGGGGUUCUUCGGGUGCUGUGGAGCCAUGCGUGAGUCACAAUGUGUGCUCGGAUCAUUUUUUACCUGUCUGCUGGUGAUAUUUGCCGCCGAAGUAACGACUGGAGUAUUUGCUUUUAUAGGCAAGGACGUAGCUAUACGGCAUGUACAGACCAUGUAUGAGGAGGCAUACAGCGAUUACCUUAAAGACAGGGGAAGGGGAAAUGGUACUCUCGCUACCUUCCACUCAGCAUUUCAGUGCUGUGGGAAAGAAAGCUCCGAACAAGUCCAGCCCACCUGCCCAAAGGAGCUUCCAGACCACAAGAAUUGCAUUGACAACAUCGAAACCAUAAUCAGUGUUAAGCUCCAGCUCAUUGGAAUUGUUGGUAUUGGGAUUGCGGGUCUCACGAUCUUUGGCAUGAUAUUCAGCAUGGUGCUUUGCUGUGCAAUACGACACUCACGAGAUGUGAUCUGAAGAUACUUCAUCAUGAAAAUUGUCAUCCAGAGUCUUCGUGCUAAAUGUCCCAAGAGCUGUCUCAGCUCAUUUUUAAUAUUCAGGAUAGUAGAAGCUAAAAUAAUUGGAUGUUAACUGUAUAUUUGCACAUGUAUGUAUGUCUGACUCAUUACUGAUUUGCCCCUUGAAUGAAUGUCACAUGUGGUCUGUGUGUUUCUGGUAUAUGCAUUACAUAUACUGGUAUCUGUUUCCUGGGAAUCCCUAGUCUUGUAUGCAGGGAGAAUAACCUAUUGAAGUACCAGAAAAAAAAAAAAAGUGAUCAAGCUUUAAAAGAUUUAUAAAACCUGGCUAUUCAGGAAAUGUGAUAAUGGGUCCAUGUCUCAGAUUUCAGCCAUGAAAGUUAGAUACAUAAAGAGAAUGCAGGAUUUCUAGUUAAUGGAAGCAAUAAGCUAUGAGAAUUGAGGGGUCACAGAUCAAUGUCAAGAUUGACUGUGUGUGAGCUGAGUGUAAAGUUUUCUUAUAUAUUCAUUUUCUCCCCAGAAUAUAGUAAACCACAGUUUCAAAACUAAACACAUGUAUAAAAGUAAAUAGAGCAUGGGAAAGCAUCAUGCUUUCUUAGUAUUUAAAAAGCAGGAACCCUCUCUCUGGAAAGAAAAGUUACAUAGACAAACGUGUGCCCCAUAAAAGUGAGAAGGGAAAAAGUUGCUGUACGAAGGCAUGUAGCUGUUGCUGUAGCCCUCUUUCCUGACUCUGCUUUGAACAGCUGGAAGCCUCACCUUUCCAAAAGCUUUUAUCUCACACUCCUCAGAGCUUCUCCAGAUGGAGUGACAGACAGCAAGAGCUCUGCAGUGCUGGGGUGAGAGAACCCUCUCCGGCACAGCACCUUCAGAAUACCUCAGAACUUGAGUUUACAUAGCUUCCUACGUUUUUUGCAUUUUUCUAAUUUAUCCAUGUAGAGAAUUCUUUAUAGAUUAAGAGUACAAUUUUCAUCCUUUAAAAAUAAAUAAACCCCCAUAACUCAGAUAUUAUAUUAUUAGUACCACGGCCAAACCAAGAUAAACACCUCCAAGAUGUGUACACACAACAAAGGCAAGUUAGUGAAUCAACAAUACUUUUUAUACAUACAGCCACAGCACAUGUAUAUCCUUGCUCAGCAAAUCCCUGUGGAAAUAAAUGCUCAGGUUCUUUGGGGGCCUGAGUGGUUGAUUAAGUGGAAAAUCCAGCCACUCCUCAGCCUUUUGGCUGCAAGUACAAGUAGGAAAACCCACAGUCGGAUCUGAACUGGCAUGUUUGCCAUGAUUUAACAGCUCGUUAAAGGAUAUAACGGAUGAAUUUUUAGCAUUGUAUUUGGCCACACAAAAGUGAAGGUGUGAGGGAUUUUGGAAACCCUGAGAGGAGCGUCUGUGCCUGCUAGGAACAUACGACUUUGAGCAUGUGUUAAAGUGCAAUGCUUCAAGACACUUCCACAGUGUUUUGCUGAAAACACACACUGCUGGGAUGGUCUCACCCACAGAGCACCACCUACUUCUCUCUUUCAGCCAUUCUUGCUACUGCUACUACUUUUAGAGAAAAAAAAAAAAAAAACUGUGAGAGAGUUAACAGCUUCACUGUGUGCGACUACUUUACUGAAGCAAAAGAUUAUUUUUUAAAUAAUAUUAGAUAUUAGACCCCAGAAGUUGACAAAUGCAACCUUUUAAGCAAACAAAGAGGUCAAUCUUUCUUCUAUCUUUAGUUUAUAUGUCUGCCUGAAGACAGAAAACAGGCUGAAGUGUGUGCUCAGGUUACUCCAGCUUAGAAUUAUUUCCCGUUCAGAAGUGAGUGAACAACUUUAAAGUAAAUCAUAGUAACUAUAAGCAGAAGAAUAGAAAUAAUUUUUUACCAUGAAGAAAUAAGUCUAGAAUUCUGUGUCAUGUGUGAUUAGUGUACCUCUUUGUGGGUUAAACUUUCCAAAGAAUGUGCUGAGUAAAAUUAGAGAAUUCCAUCUCUGAGUAAAGAUGGAUAUAUAUCUUUAUGUGAAUAGAUAAAGCUAUAUCUAUAGAGAUAUAUAAUCCCUAUGUCUUGAAUCUAUACAUAUCUUAAAUACAUAUCUCUUGAGGAUUUAUACAUAUGUAAUUUUAAUACAUGUGUACCUGUAUGAAAUUAUGGAGAUAAAUGUUUGUAUGUAUACACAUGCACAUGUGUAUACAUUUUCAGUUAUUUCUGUAUACCUGAACUAAUUUGAGAUCAAACCCAAACAUUUUAAGUUAUUUCAAAUUAAAUUUUCUAUGUAUUUA
This is a messenger RNA of Peromyscus leucopus (white-footed mouse), 2992 nucleotides long. RefSeq names its product tetraspanin 2 (gene Tspan2). Bases 75 to 740 code for a protein of 221 amino acids. The record is from RefSeq and is a predicted model, not a curated record. The transcript is spliced from 8 exons. Gene Ontology annotation, cellular component: membrane. NCBI's taxonomy places the organism in Eukaryota, Metazoa, Chordata, Mammalia, Rodentia, Cricetidae.